UAAAACGGUCGCUCAAACUCAAGACGUCAAGAAUAGAAUAGUAGUGCUCAAAACUUUUCCGCACAGUUCACACAGUCCACCUCGCUCGAAGAAACGCAUGUUCGUGAAAAUGUCCAACAUGAAUGAUCUCAUAUCAAUCGAAGAGUGCGUUGAAGUGAUACGCAACGCACGAACUGCAACUAACGCCACCUUUAAGGUUCUAAAUUAUCAGGUGAAUAAAAUAGGCGGUCAACUGGGCUACCUGGGAGAGUACGCUUAUCUUGUCGUAACGAUUGAAGAAGAACAUGGACAAACUGAAGACUUGAAAUAUUUCAUGAAGUGUCUGCCAUUCACGGAUCCUAAACAACGGCAGAUAGUUGAAGAAGUUGGGAUGUUCAAGAAAGAAGCCCUCACAUAUCGGGAACUGUUUUCGAAAUUCAAUCAGGAUGCAACGAAAGUAAUGAAAUGGCGACCGUCCUGUUGGCUGAUCCGAGAUGAUUUAUUGGUCAUGGAAGACCUUACCACAAAGGGUUAUCUAGCAAUGGCAUAUAGGAAAGAUUUCAACAAAUUACACAUGCUUAAAAUUUUCGAAUCUAUGGCCCAGAUGCAUGCCUGCUCGCUCGAUUUAGAGUUCAAUCAGAUGAAUAGGGAAAAACUAGGUUCAAAAUUUGAACCAAUGUUAUAUGAGACAACGUUCAUGAAGGAUAGCCAGUGGUUCACAGUUGGAUUGAUGGGUAUUAUGAAAGUGGCACUGGAAGGAUCCAAGUAUGCGUUGAAUGCAACCUAUAAAGAACGAAUAUCGUCAGAAAUGAUUGCCAAAAUGGAUGAAAUCUACCAGUUAAUGGAACCAUCAGAUCGCUUUCAAUCGGUUGUAGUUCAUAGGGAUUUAUGGUUCAACAACAUGAUGUUCCAAUUCGAACAGCACCCGAGUAAGGGAACAAUCGAUUACGACAAACCAACAAGCUGUACCCUGAUAGACUUUCAAAUUGCACGAUAUUUGCCGCCAGCAGUGGACUUCUGGUGCGCAAUCUACUUGCUGACGCGACGAGCACACCGUGAUCAGUACUACGAAACCUACAAGGAGUAUUACUACCAAACAUUAGGCGCUAAGUUGAGAAAAUUAGAUCUUGAUAUACAGCAUAUUCUUCCGUGGGAACAGUUUGUGGAGAGUCUGGCCCACUAUCGUUUGGUGGGACUACUCUGGUCAGGAAUUCUACUGGGAUUUGUCAAUUUACCGGAGGAAUUUCUGUGCAAUCUACACACGAACGACACAAAAGCCUACUACGAGUUUUGUCUCGUCAACCGCGAUGAGAUCAUAAUGGACUUUUUUCGAAAGGAUCGCUACUACCGGGAACGAUUACUGGAUACGGUGGAGGAAGCGUUGGAGUAUAUGUUCAAGUUCCAAUAAAAUAACAUCUGUUUAGUAGCAUAUUCUUUGCUUGUUAAAAUUAGUACAUUGAAUCUAUUUGACAUAUAAAGUUGACAAUUUGAAGAAAAUGAGAAAAAACACAAUUUUGUGU
Molecule: messenger RNA, 1499 nt
Organism: Topomyia yanbarensis
Lineage: Eukaryota; Metazoa; Arthropoda; Insecta; Diptera; Culicidae
Exons: 3
Coding region: 98-1387 (429 amino acids)
Source: RefSeq, a predicted model, not a curated record